CAACCCCUCAUCUCGUUAACGUUACACAAGAUCGACCUGCAUUAGCGUCAUGUCUGCACGAGGAUUUGGCGGGUUCGAUCUGUCUCCGACAAAAGAUCAAGCGCUGCUUAGUGCCGUGUCCAGCCACAUCAUGGAUCUACGGUUCACCGUUGUGUGUGGGAAGGGUCUUCUGGCAGCGGGGCCAGACGGCUUGACGAGCAACUGCAUCUGUGACAUCUCGCUCGUGUCCACGGCGCAAAAAACUCUGGUCAAUACCCGUUCACGGCUAGUCAAGUCGACGCGCAACCCGCUGUGGAACCUGGCAGUGGAUUUCGGUCGUGUGGACCUGAAGGACAUUGACGGCAUUCGAGUUGUCGUGAAGCAUUCUGGCGGAUUCACGUCGUCCAAGCCGUUGGGUGAAGCGUUCGUCCCCGUCGAGUUUGUAGCUGAGGGCUCGGCUGUCGACCAGGACUCUUGGUUUCCAUUGACCCCGACGCCAGACAUGCCGCGCGCAUCAACCUACGGCGACAUCCGAAUCGUCUUCCCCGCAGCGACCACUGCCAAGGCCUCUCCAGCAGCUGCAGCCAUCCAGCACAAUCCCGUUGCAGAGCUGAGUGCAAUCAAGGCCUGCCAUCAAGCAGUUCCUCGGCCAGGACAAUUCUGGUUUGCCGUCGCCGCCCCUUGGGUUGAAGCGUGGCUGGUAUGGCAAAUCCUCACGUCCGCUGAUCCUGCUCAACUGUGGCCACGUAUGUAUGUGCAGGUGUUUGUAUCCAAGCUCCAGCACACCACUGCCGAUGCACCGGGCCCCAUCCCCAACCACUUUUUACUCGACAACUCCUCUACCUCGACGCCUCGAAUUCGAGCAAACUUGCGCCUGAAGCAAGACUACCGGCUCAUUGAUGCGGCAAGCUGGCAGCUGUACUAUAGCUGGUACGGCGGUGGGCCUUCGAUCCAAGUGCAAGUUCCCACAGACUGCUCCAGCGUCUCGCAGUGGAUGGUGGGGCUUCGCCUUGCCGACCCUGGCGUUGCUUCAAUCGUCGCUGCGUCGCAAUAGGUAGUACUAACUAGUAGUAGGAGUAGCUUGGAGAUGUUUCGAUUGAAGUAUGCAGAUUAAUAUAACCAGGUUUGUGUCACA
Molecule: messenger RNA, 1114 nt
Organism: Aphanomyces astaci
Lineage: Eukaryota; Oomycota; Saprolegniomycetes; Saprolegniales; Verrucalvaceae
Exons: 3
Coding region: 50-1033 (327 amino acids)
Molecular function (GO): cysteine-type deubiquitinase activity
Source: RefSeq, a predicted model, not a curated record